Messenger RNA from Magnolia sinica, 6215 nucleotides. Its product is annotated as protein CHROMATIN REMODELING 5. Gene Ontology annotation, cellular component: chromatin; nucleus. NCBI's taxonomy places the organism in Eukaryota, Viridiplantae, Streptophyta, Magnoliopsida, Magnoliales, Magnoliaceae. Gene Ontology annotation, molecular function: ATP-dependent chromatin remodeler activity; ATP binding; histone binding. The record is from RefSeq and is a predicted model, not a curated record. Bases 394 to 5703 code for a protein of 1769 amino acids. The transcript is spliced from 31 exons. Gene Ontology annotation, biological process: nucleosome organization; regulation of transcription by RNA polymerase II.
AAAAAACCACCGCAAUCUUUUCUUGUUUUUCUUCCGAUUUGAUAAAAAUCACAUCUCUCUUCGCUCUCUGAAAAUCCACCGGAAAAAUCAAACUCCCUUCUCUCUCAUCACACCGGAAUCUGACGUUCUCUCGCCGGAAUCCGGCGCCGAUUAGCCGUCCUAUUUCCCGAAAUAUUCUGAAAAAUCCGAAAAAUAAGAAAAAAAAAAAUCUCUCAUUUUCUGCCUUUUCUCCGUUCUACCCUUUGAGCACCAUCGCUCGACUCUCCCGCCUCUAAGCGCACGAUUAUUAACCUGCGCACCCGGCUCUCCCUAUAUCCGAUCCUCUUCCAUCCCAUCUUCUCGCCUUUAAAGGACGAGUUUUGAAGUAGCGUUAAGAGGAUUUCCAUGUAAGGGAUGGCGUUUUUCAGAAACUAUGAUAAUGGCACAGUAUCUGGCCACCUUACUGAUGACGAAGGACUGGACAGUGGCAUGGAUAGAGUUCAUAGCCAGGUCGGGAAUGGGGAUGUAGAUGCGAGUUCGAGUGAAAAGGAUGUAGACAUGAAGGUCGAUGACCAAUACCGGAGUGAGGAGGAACGGGGCGAUGACAAUGACAGUAGACUGCAAAAUGAGACAGAUGGCGGCGAUGCCAUAGGAAGUAGAAUGCAGAAUUUGCAGCCAUCUGGAAGGAGAACAGCUUUGACGGGAAAAUGGGGUUCGUCUUUUUGGAAGGACUUCCAACCUAUGCCCACUCGAGAAGGAUCUGGAUCUGAACAGGAUUCCAAAAACAUGGAUUCUGAUUAUAGAAGUGAUGAAGGAUCUCCUGGUAAUUCCCCUGCUGUAAGGAAAGAUGGGCUAGAGUCGGAGGAUGAUGACGGGCCGAAUGAUGCUGAAGAGGUUCAGAGGGGCCAGGCUGAUGUGCCCACAGAUGAGAUGUUGUCUGAUGAUUACUAUGAACAGGAUGGGGAUGAGCAGAGUGAUUCGUUGCAUCAUAGAGAGCUGAAUCAACCUCGUGCUUCUGGUUCGAGACAGCCAUCAAGGCCCAUUGCUGGCAACAAAAAUGUUUCAAGGAAUAAAAAGUCUGCGAAGUUCAAUGAAUAUGAUUAUGAUGAUGAAUGUGGUGAAGAAGAUUACGAUGAAGAUGACCCUGAAGAUGCAGAUUUUGAGCCUGAUUAUGGAGAGACUGGCAGCAGUACAAGGAACAAGGUGAAAGGGUGGGGAAGUGAUGAUUUUGAUGAAGAUGACGACGACGACGACGAAGACCUUGAUAUCUCAGAUGAAAUUGAUAUGGAAUUUAUUGAUAAUCCUCGCCGUAGAAGACAGCGUAAAGGUGGACGCAGUUUAAAGUCCAUCAGAGGAAUUAAAUCAUUACCUGCUAAUAAACGGAAAAAAGGUAGAACAUUUGUUGAAGACGAAGAUUCUUCAGCAAAGGACUCAGAAAAAGAUAGUGAUGAGGAUUUUAGAACAAAGAGAGGUACCCAUCUCCGUAAGAAGGCUAGUGGUCGAUCUACUAUAUCUGCAAAUAUCAUCUCCCAGGAUAGUGAAGUUCGAACUUCAAGUAGGUCAGUUCGUAAAGUAUCGUAUGUUGAAAGUGAAGAGAGUGAAGAUAUUGAUGAGGGAAAAACGAAGAAGUGCCAAAAGGUCUCCCAGGAGGAUGCUGAAGAGGAUGAUACUGAUUCCAUUGAGAAGGUGUUGUGGCACCAGCCAAAGGGCAUGGCGGAAGAUGCUUCAGGGAACAAUAAUUCAAGACAGCCUGUUGUAUUGAGUUCCUUAUUAGACUCUGAACCAGAGUGGAAUGAAAUGGAGUUCUUCAUAAAAUGGAAAGGCCAGUCAUAUUUGCACUGUCAGUGGAAAUCUUUGUCUGAUCUCCAAAAUCUUAGUGGUUUCAAGAAGGUCUUGAAUUACAUGAAAAGGGUGACAGAGGAAAGGAAGUUCAGAAAGACACUGUCACGUGAAGAGGUUGAGGUUCAUGAUGUGAGCAAGGAAAUGGAGCUAGACCUUCUCAAGCAGUAUAGUCAGGUAGAGAGAAUAUUUGCUGAUAGAGUCAGUAAAGUUGGUUCUGAUGAUGUGGCACCAGAAUAUUUAGUGAAGUGGCAAGGACUCUCUUAUGCUGAAGCAACCUGGGAAAAGGACACUGAUAUUGCAUUUGCUCAAGAUGCUAUUGAUGAAUACAAGGCUCGUGAGGCUGCAAUGUCUGUCCAAGGAAAGCUGGUGGACUUCCAGAGGAAGAAGAGCAAAGCUAUUCUAAGGAAGCUUGAUGAACAGCCUGAGUGGUUGAAAGGUGGUAAUCUUCGUGAUUAUCAGCUCGAGGGCCUUAAUUUUUUGGUUAACAGUUGGAGAAAUGAUACAAAUGUUAUUCUAGCCGAUGAGAUGGGUCUUGGAAAAACUGUUCAGUCAGUUUCAAUGCUAGGUUUUCUACAGUAUGCUCAACAAAUCCAUGGGCCAUUCCUUGUUGUUGUACCAUUGUCCACUUUGUCAAACUGGGCAAAGGAGUUUAGAAAGUGGCUCCCGGAAAUGAAUGUGGUUAUAUAUGUUGGAAACCGUGCCAGCCGUGAGGUUUGUCAGCAAUAUGAGUUCUACACAAAUAACAAUAGCAGCAGGCAUAUUAAGUUUAAUGCUUUACUGACUACAUACGAAUUAGUAUUAAAGGAUAAAGCUGUAUUCACCAAGAUCAAUUGGAACUAUCUUAUGGUUGAUGAGGCGCACAGGCUAAAGAACUGUGAAGCUUCAUUGUAUACAACACUUUCGGAGUUCCGAACCAAGAACAAGUUGCUUAUCACUGGUACCCCAUUGCAGAACAGUGUUGAAGAGCUAUGGGCUCUAUUACAUUUCCUUGAUCCAGAGAAAUUCAAGAAUAAAGAUGAUUUUGUUGAAAAAUACAAGAAUCUAAGCUCCUUCAAUGACAUUGAGCUUGCUAAUCUUCACAAGGAAUUGAGGCCUCACAUUCUUCGAAGAGUUAUCAAGGAUGUGGAGAAGUCUUUGCCUCCAAAAAUUGAGCGCAUCCUCCGGGUUGAAAUGUCUCCCCUUCAGAAACAGUAUUACAAGUGGAUUUUAGAACGUAACUUUCACAACCUGAACAAAGGAGUCCGCGGAAAUCAGGUUUCACUUUUAAAUAUUGUUGUGGAGUUGAAGAAAUGCUGCAAUCAUCCUUUCCUAUUUGAAAGUGCAGAUCAUGGUUACGGUGGGGAUACCAGCAUUAAUGAUAGUGGUAAAGUUGAGCGCAUUGUCCUAAGUAGCGGCAAGCUAGUAAUACUUGACAAACUUCUGACGCGACUGCGUGAGACAAAUCAUCGUGUUUUGAUAUUUUCUCAGAUGGUUAGGAUGUUGGAUAUACUUGCAGAAUAUUUGUCACUCAGAGGGUUCCAGUUUCAGAGGCUUGAUGGUAGCACAAGGGCAGACCUCCGCCACCAGGCAAUGGAACAUUUUAAUGCACCUGGAAGUGAUGAUUUCUGUUUCCUUCUAUCUACUCGUGCUGGUGGGCUGGGCAUCAAUCUCGCGACUGCAGACACUGUUAUAAUUUUUGAUUCAGAUUGGAAUCCUCAAAAUGAUUUGCAGGCAAUGAGUAGAGCUCAUAGGAUUGGGCAACGAGACGUUGUUAACAUUUAUCGAUUUGUUACAAGCAAAAGUGUGGAGGAAGAUAUCCUGGAGCGUGCUAAAAAGAAGAUGGUUCUUGACCAUCUUGUCAUCCAGAAGCUAAAUGCGGAGGGCAGGCUGGAAAAGAAGGAAACAAAAAAGGGAAGUUCUAUGUUUGACAAGAAUGAGCUCUCAGCCAUCUUAAGGUUUGGGGCAGAGGAACUCUUCAAGGAGGAAAAGAAUGAUGAAGAUAGCAAGAAGAAACUUGAGAGCAUGGAUAUUGAUGAGAUUCUUGAGAGGGCGGAGAAAGUUGAGGCAAAGGAAGGUGAUGGGGAAGCAGGAAAUGAAUUAUUAAGUGGUUUCAAGGUGGCCAAUUUCUGCAGUGCUGAAGAUGAUGUGACUUUCUGGAGCCGUUGGAUUCAACCUGAAGCUGUGGCUCAAGCUGAAGAAGCAUUAGCUCCCCGUGCUGCAAGGAAUACUAAGAGCUAUGCUGAGGCCAAGCAGCCUGAAAAAAAUAAUAAAAGAAAAAAGAGGGGACCAGAGUUUCAAGAGAGAUUUCAGAAGCGGGGCAGUAGAUCUGCCGAUUUUCCUGUUCAUUCCUUGCCAAUGAUCGAGGGGGCAGCUGCCCAAGUAAGAGGAUGGUCUUGUGGCAACUUAUCAAAGAAGGAUGCCAAUCUUUUUGUCCGUGCGGCUAAGAAGUUUGGGAACCCAGAUCAAAUCAGCUUAAUAGUAGAAGAAGUUGGUGGUGCAAUUGAAGCAGCUCCUUCUCAGGCACAGAUUGAGCUAUUUGAGGCAUUGGUUGAUGGUUGUAGACAAGUGGUUAGAGGAAAUCCAGAGACCAAGGGAAUUCUGUUGGACUUUUUUGGUAUCGCUGUAAAGGCAUACGAUAUGCUAGAUCGUGUAGAAGAACUUCAGCUACUAGCAAAGCGCAUUAGACGCUACCAGGAUCCAAUCAAUCAAUUCCGACUAAUAACACAUCAUAAAGUUCCAAGUUGGUCUAAAAGUUGUGCCUGGGAUCAAGUUGAUGAUGCAAGGUUGCUUCUAGGAAUACAUUACCAUGGAUUUGGAAACUGGGAAAAGAUUAGGUUAGAUUCGAAGCUUGGGCUUACGAAGAAGAUUGCUCCUGGAAAUCUUGGACCUAAUGAGACUUUUCUACCACGUGCUCCUAUUUUGAGCGAUCGUGCUUCUGCUCUUUUGAAAAAGGAAUUUGCAGCCGUCGGCGGCAAGAGUACAAAAGCCAAAGUGGCUCGCAAGCCUCCUAAGAGUGACGGAGAUAACCUUCAUAAAUUCUCAAGUACUCGCUCUAAAGAAGUGCAGGGAAGAGUUCGUUUUCCAAAACAAAGUGUUGGAACCAUCAAGGAACCCCUGCGAAAGCGUCAAAAAGUCGAACCCAGGAUCAAAGAGGAAGGUGAAAUUUCUGAGUCCGAGCAGGAAAGGUAUCACAGUCAGCAGUUCCGGGAGGAAAAGUGGAGGGAGUGGUGUGAAAAUGAAAUGCAUGGUGAGAUGAAGACAUUGGGGCGUCUAGAGGAGUUGCAGACUACCAGUGAAGAUCUUCCAAAGGAAAAGGUGCUAUUUAAAAUUCGGAAAUAUUUACAACAUCUUGGGAGGAAGAUAGACGAAAUUGUACAGGAACAUGACUCAUAUAAGCAAUCUAGAUUGACCAAGCGAUUGUGGAACUAUGUCUCCACCUUUUCAAAUUUGCCUGGAGAGAGACUCGCUCAGAUCUACUCUAAACUGAAACAAGAGAAGCGAGAUGAGGCAGGAACUGGACCCUCCCACCACAACAGUUCUGCACCGGGACCCAGCGAUCGAGAUAGCGAUCCUAAUCAGUGCCCCCCCUAUGGUAAUGGAAUUCAGAAGCCAAGACCGACCUCUAAAUUCUCAUCCCACCAUCCUUCAGAAGCAUUUCACAGGGAUCAGGAAACGGGAAAGUCGGAAGCAUGGAAACGGCGUAGAAGAGCCAACAUGGAUGGUCAGCAACUCCAAGCUCAACCUUUACCACCACCGUAUCAACAACCUAUGAGCAACGGUGGUGCUGGGAUUCUUGGUUGGGGCCCAGCAGACAGUACUAGGCGCUUCAGUAGUGACAGGCCAAAUGGAACCCGUCAGCCCCAUUUCCUUCGUGGUCAAGGACACAUGUCCGAGCUCAAGUAGCAGAGAGUAUUGUCUUGACCGGCCUUCUACCUUGCCAUCAAAUAGAUUUUUUUUUUUCAUUACCAGAAUAAAAGAGUUUGCAGAUUGUGUAGCUUGAUCUAAAGCUGUUAUCCGGUACCGAGAAGCUUGUGGGGGCCACCAAAGGUGGCUGUGUAAAAGAGCUGUGUGAUGAGAAUCACGCAUGGAAGAAAGUGUUUAGUGAACUGGCAUCUAUUCGGGGAGGUACUAAAAUACAGGGAGGCAUGUGGGGCCUGUUGUAAUUUUUUUGAGGGGAUGAGGUCAGUCUCUCUUAAGUCUCUAAUGCACAGGAAGUACUGAAGGAUUUGCUUCUUACAUUGUUGAAAAUAUAUAUAUCUCCAAGAAAAGAAAAUUUGCAUAUAGGCUUUGUUUCUCUUUUUUCAUUCUCAGUUUUUUCAUGUGUUGUGGCAAGUUCAAUGUACAUUAUGCAAGCUUGCACAUUUCAACUUUUGAAUUUGCGUUUCCAAGUGAAUGCCGACUCCCUAGUUUUAUUA